This is a messenger RNA of Medicago truncatula (barrel medic), 2190 nucleotides long. RefSeq names its product L-type lectin-domain containing receptor kinase IV.1. The coding region runs from base 52 to 2031 and encodes 659 amino acids. Lineage: Eukaryota; Viridiplantae; Streptophyta; Magnoliopsida; Fabales; Fabaceae. Gene Ontology annotation, molecular function: ATP binding; protein kinase activity; carbohydrate binding. The transcript has a single exon. The record is from RefSeq and is a predicted model, not a curated record. Gene Ontology annotation, biological process: protein phosphorylation.
AAGAAACAAUGAACCGAACUGUAUAAGCAUUAUUAUUCACAACCUAUAAUCAUGUUCCUCAGACAUGUGUUCAUGUUGUUUUUUCAUGUUACAUUGGUUGCAAGUGAAGACAACAGUUUCAUAUAUAAUGGAUUCCAAUCAUCACAUUUAUAUCUUGAUGGUAUUGCUGAGUUAACUACAAAUGGCUUACUAAAACUCACCAAUGAUACAGAAAGAGACAAAGGACAUGGUUUCUAUCCAAAUCCAAUAGUUUUCAAAAACACUUCCAGUGAAAGCGUGUCUUCUUUCUCAACUACUUUUUUAUUUGCCAUAAUACCUCAAUAUGCAAAUAUUGGUGGCCAUGGAAUUGUUUUUGUUAUUUCUCCAACAAAAGGGCUACCAGAUUCACUACCAAGUCAAUACCUUGGUCUCUUUAACGAUUCCAACAGUGGAAACAGUAGCAACCAUGUUUUUGGUGUUGAGCUUGACACUCGUCAAAAUUUUGAGUUUGAUGAUAUCAACGAUAACCAUGUUGGAAUUGAUAUCAAUGAUUUGAAAUCAGCUGAUUCAACUCCUGCAGGAUAUUAUGAUGGUUAUGGUCAAUUCAAGGAUUUAUCCCUUUCCAGUGGAUACCCUAUGCAGGUAUGGAUUGAAUAUGAUGGAGUGAAGAAAAAGAUUGAUGUUACUUUAGCACCAAUGAGUGUUGGUGCUAGUAAUAAACCAACACAACCUUUGUUAUCAUUGACCAAAGAUCUUUCUUCAAUUCUCAACAAUAGAAUGUAUGUUGGAUUCUCAUCUUCAACAGGGUUAAUGGUAGCUUCUCAGUAUAUUCUUGGUUGGAGUUUUAAGGUUAAUGGUCAAGCUCAAAACCUUGAAAUCUCUGAACUUCCUAAACUACCUGCAGAGAAAAAAAAGUCGAAAUUUUUAACUGUUGGAUUGCCAUUGAUUUUCCUAAGUUUGGUAUUCAUGAUAACUUUAGGGGUUAUGUAUUAUGUCAAAUUGAAGAAGUUUGAUGAGGUUCUUGAAGAUUGGGAACAUGAAUAUGGCCCACGUAGAUUUAAGUUCAAAGAUCUAUACUCAGCCACAAAGGGUUUCAGGGAAAAGGGGCUAUUGGGAGUUGGUGGAUUUGGUAGAGUCUACAAAGGUGUGAUACAAAGUUCCAAACUUGAGGUUGCUGUGAAAAGGGUGUCUCAUGAAUCAAGACAAGGGAUGAGGGAAUUUGUGUCGGAAAUUGUUAGUAUCGGUCGUCUUCGGCACAGGAAUCUUGUUCAACUUCAUGGCUAUUGCAGGCGAAAAAGCGAGUUACUUUUGGUUUAUGAUUACAUGCCGAAUGGAAGUUUAGACAACUAUCUAUAUAACCAACCAAAAGUGAGGUUGAAUUGGAGUCAAAGAUUUAGAAUCAUCAAAGGUGUUGCUUCAGGUGUGGUUUAUCUUCAUGAAGAAUGGGAGAAAGUUGUUAUUCAUAGAGACAUAAAGGCUAGUAAUGUGUUGUUAGAUUCUGGAUUUAAUGCUAGAUUGGGAGAUUUUGGUCUUUCAAGGUUGCAUGAUCAUGGUGCUGAUCCUCACACAACUCAUUUGGCUGGAACUAUUGGUUAUCUUGCUCCUGAACAUAUUAGAAGAGGUAAGGCUACUAAAUUUUCUGAUGUGUUUUCUUUUGGUGCAUUUCUUCUUGAGGUUGUUUGUGGUAGGAGGCCUAUAGGUCGUGUAGGAGACAAUGAGAGUCUAAUUCUAGUUGAUUCUGUGUUUGAAUGUUGGCAAAGAGGUGAGAUUCUUGAGGCAAAAGAUGUUCAUUUAGGAACAAAUUAUGUGUCUGAAGAGGUGGAAUUGGUGUUGAAACUUGGCUUGUUGUGUUCACAUUCAGAGCCUUUGGCUAGACCAAGUAUGAGACAAGUUGUACAGUAUUUGGAGAGGGAUACACCUUUGCCAGAUUUUUCUUCGCUUAGUUUAUCUUCUUCUGGUUUAACUUUUGGGUACCAAUUAUUUGUUGAGGACAGGAGAAUGCCAUAUACUUCAGCGUUAAUUGCUGAAUCUGUUCUCUCGGGUGGUCGUUGAUUUCAAAAGACACGUCUAAUUGAUGCUUAAUUGGUGCAUUUUGAUUUUGUAAUGUAUUAAAUUUUGGUAAAAAGGAUUAAAGAGAGUUUGUUAUCUAAAAAGUGAAAUCAUGUUUGAGUAAAUGGUUUAAUAGUUACAUAAAAUCAUUUUCUCAUUAAA